Molecule: messenger RNA, 2543 nt
Organism: Pogoniulus pusillus (Red-fronted tinkerbird)
Lineage: Eukaryota; Metazoa; Chordata; Aves; Piciformes; Lybiidae
Product: GAS2-like protein 2A
Exons: 4
Coding region: 108-1943 (611 amino acids)
Biological process (GO): regulation of microtubule polymerization or depolymerization; microtubule bundle formation; protein localization to microtubule plus-end
Cellular component (GO): stress fiber; microtubule plus-end; cytoplasm
Molecular function (GO): actin filament binding; microtubule binding; cytoskeletal adaptor activity
Source: RefSeq, a predicted model, not a curated record
GACCUCCUUCCCGCGCCUGAGUUGCAGCCCCUGGAUCCCAGAGGGGCUCUCUGCAUCGCGACCCUGUCCCCGUCCCGGGUGGCAGCGAGCGAGUGGCUCCGGUCAACAUGUGGGGCACGCCGGGCACGGCGGCGCGCAGCAUCCGUCCCUACCGGUCUAGCCAGCAGUACCUCUACGCCAUGAAGGAGGACUUGGCUGAGUGGCUGAAGGAGAUGUACGACCUGGACAUCGAGGUGGGCACCUUCAUGGAGGUGCUGGAGACAGGGGCCGUGCUCUGCUCCCACGCCAACAACGUCACCCACGUGGCCGGGGAGUUUGCCCGUGCCUGCCCAGAUGUGGCUUGCCACCUCCCCCUGCCCACCGCCGGCGUCACCUGCAACCUCACGGCACAGCCAGGCACCUUCCAGGCCAGGGACAACAUCUCCAACUUCAUCCAGUGGUGCAGGAAGGAGAUGGACAUUCAAGAUGUUCUGAUGUUCGAGACAGAGGACCUGGUACUGAGGAAGAACGAGAAGAACUUUGUGCUGUGCCUGCUGGAGCUGGCUCGCCGCGCUGCCCGCUUCGGCAUGCGUGCCCCAACCCUUGUGCAGAUGGAGGAGGAGAUCGAGGAGGAGAUGCGCCAGGAGCUGGAGCCGCCCCCCACAGGCAGCUCCCUGCCCCGGCCCGCCAGGGAACCUCGGCACCUCCACAACCUUGACCAGAUGGUACAGAGGGGCACGGAUCGGGGUGGCAAUGGAGGCGGUAAUGGGACACGGGAGCCUCUGGGCCAGCAGUCUGCACGGUCCAAGUCACCCACUCGACCCAGCUCCCCUGGCUGCAGGGUGACAGGACGGGCACCCACCCCUUCCCGCAUGGCCCCUGGCACGCAGGACAGCUCGAAGGUCCCCAAGGUGACGCGUGGGGACGCCCCAGGGAAAGCCCCUGUGCCACCGGCAAGGGGCAGGGCCCCGGCGCUCAGCACCCGGCUGACUCCGGCACCGUCGAAAAGCAACCAGCAAGCAGGCAAAGCAUCUGCAGUGGCUGCCAGGCAACAGGAAGGGGGGGUCCCCGCUGCGGUGCCAGCCCGCGCCCCCAGCCCCAUCAAGGUCUGUGCCCCCUCCCCGCAGCAGGGAGACUCACAGGGCCACAGAAGCCGGCGGGAAGGGAGCCGGGGAGCCCUCGGCCGGGGCCAACAGGGGGCAAACAGGGGCCAGCCCUCACCCCAAAACCUCUCCAGCCAAGCCCUGAAGCAGGACAGGAGCCGCAACCCCCGCGGCAGGGCCAGCCCCGCCUGCUGCCGGCCCCCCACCCCCUCAGCCCGUUCCGCAGACGGCCGCAAGGUCUGCGCUGCUGCGGGGGGGUCCUGGCAGUGCCGCUCGGUCCCGAACCCUGGAACUGGGGGUGCUGAGGGCCCUGGGGUGCAGGCAGCUGAUCCGAGGGGACCCUGCCGGAGCAAGGGUCUCCAGGGCUGCUGGGGGCACACGCAGCCCCCCGGCUACAGCAAAGUGCUGGAGGAGCUCAGCCGCAGGCGGCAGCCGCUGCGCCCCGUGGGGCUGGGGAGCUGGGUCCCCGAGGAGCCCCCGGCAGCCCCCCUGCAGCCCCCGGCCCUUCCGGCAGGGGGUGAUGCAGAGCACCCAGGGCCGGGGGGCCAGACCCCGCGGGGGGGCAGGGCGGGCAGCGCCCCCAGGCCGCGGCGGUGCCUGAGGAAGCCCCAGCGCGUCCCCUCCAUCUACAAGCUGAAGCUGCGGCCCAAGGCACGGCCCCGGCGAGACCACCGGCCCGGCAAGCGCCCCUCCCGAAUCCCCACCCCGCUGGGCUGGGGGCUGCAGGCGUCCAGGCGCCGGCAGCAGCCUUCAGCACCCCCCCGGCAUCCCCAGGAUGGUGGCACCCAGCCCGGGGACAAGCCCUCGCCGGCUGAGAGCGGCGCCUGGCUGACUGAGGAUGAUGAAGAGGCAUGGGUGUGACCCCCCCCACCCGGCUUUUGGGGGGGAUGGAGGCCUCACUCAUGCCAAGGCGAUGCCUGAGGCUGGCAUGGGCAGCGCCACGGGUUUGCUUCCAGGCAAGCCGGGGCCGGUGUUGUGUCUCCCCUCGCUCUUGGGUGCUGCAGCCCCUCCUUCCCCACGGGCGUUUCUGGGGCUGGUCACUCACCUCCUGACCAGCUGCUUUUGAGCUGAGUGGCAAAAUCCAGCCCCGGGUGGAGACAGUGGGGCCCUUUCUGCAGGGGUGAGGGCUGCACUCCCCUGCGGUGUCCCCCUGAAGUGAGGGCACCCCACAUCAAGCAUGCACCUUGCACCUCAGCCUUCCGUCUGUCCGGUGGGACCAACCACCCCUACCUCCGAUAGGAAGAGCCAUAAUAGGUGUUGGGGUGUGGGGGGUGUGUGUGCCACAGGAGGUGACCCCUACUGUGCCCUGUGAGACUCCUAAUGGGCAAAGAUGGGAGACCCAGGGGGUGUGAUGGUCACCUUGGUGCUGAUACCCAGGGUGAUGGCUGGCACCGAGGCUCACUCCAGGCACUGCUGCAGACACAGACCCUGCCGUGUUUGUGCAAUAGAGAUGUACCAAAA